GUUAAAUUACUAUUCAGGAGUAUCGAUUUUGUUCCAUCAACUCAAAUCUCCCGCCAAACCUAGUGCUUGUCGAUCAGCUCGUUUCUUACUUGCCUGUGUACCUCCGUACGUCUAGCCAGACAAAUAAAUAGUAACAAUAGAGUGAGCCUAAUGUAAUCGUAUUACAAUCCUUUAUUCUAUUUGUACACCGAGUUGAGGAUUUAUUCGAACACACUGAAGUGAAAUUCCCUCGUUCCUAUGCCUAUAUAUAUACAUAAGCUAUGCUACCAUAGUCCACUAACAUUCUCUCAAACCCAUAAGAUCAUCCAAACCAAUGUUUGUUUCCUCCUCAAAUUAAUUUCUUGGAUAUUCAUCACUUCACUCGAUUCCAAAAACCCACACCACCAGACCACCUCCGUCUCCGCCGUAAAUCAAAUUCCGACGACCAAAUCUUGUUGCUGCAUACACCACCACUACUAAUAUUUAAACUCUCAGUGCUGACAUGGCUUCGCCAGCUCUGUCCCUGUACGAGGUUUUGGGGAUUCCCAUGGGCGCCAGUGGUCACGAAAUCAAGGCGGCGUACCGGAAACUGGCGAGGACGUGUCAUCCCGACGUGGCCGCCGUCAACCACAGAGACACGUCGUCGGCCGAAUUCAUGAAGAUUCAUGCGGCUUACUCCACACUGUCGGAUCCCAACAAGCGUGCUGUUUAUGACCGCGAUCUUUUUAGCGUACGUCAAAGGUUUGGGAAGCUGUCCACGAAUUCGGCGGCGAUGGCGGCGGCCGUGUCGGGGUUUACCGGUUAUCCUCGCCGGAAUUGGGAGACUGACCAGUGUUGGUAGUGGAUUUGAAGUAAUUGAUUGUGUUAAUUCUAAAGGGUUAAUUUUGUAUAUUUUAGUGAAACUAUGUACGAAUUAAAUAGUAGUAAUUCUGAGUGUUCGUAAAGGAGUUGGAUUUCAAUUUCCAAGGCUAUGAUAUGAGAACAUUGAGAAGUAUAUAAACUUGGGUUAGCUAA
Messenger RNA from Rhododendron vialii, 993 nucleotides. RefSeq names its product chaperone protein dnaJ 11, chloroplastic-like. Bases 482 to 820 code for a protein of 112 amino acids. The record is from RefSeq and is a predicted model, not a curated record. The transcript has a single exon. NCBI's taxonomy places the organism in Eukaryota, Viridiplantae, Streptophyta, Magnoliopsida, Ericales, Ericaceae.